Molecule: messenger RNA, 1011 nt
Organism: Pipistrellus kuhlii (Kuhl's pipistrelle)
Lineage: Eukaryota; Metazoa; Chordata; Mammalia; Chiroptera; Vespertilionidae
Gene: SPAAR
Product: small regulatory polypeptide of amino acid response
Exons: 1
Coding region: 6-233 (75 amino acids)
Source: RefSeq, a predicted model, not a curated record
GGGCCAUGGAGACGGUGGUGAUCGGCAUGGUGGCCGUGCUGUUCGUGGUCACCGUGGCCAUCACCUGCAUCCUCUGCUGCUUCAGCUGCGACGCGAAGGCCCCGGACCCCCAGGCUGGGCCCGGCCGCAGCUUCACGGUGGCCACAUUUCGCCAGGAGGAUUCUCUCUUCACGGGACCGGGCCGCCACGGCCAGGCAGUGGCGGGCGCCCGGGACUUCUGGACCUUCAUGUGAGGCCCGGCAGCCCCCAGAAUGUGCCCAGCUGCUGUGUCAGACUCAGCGCCCAGCCAGCCUUCCCGAUGUCCCACUCCCCCAAGGCUGGCAUUCCUGCCCUCCCCUGCCCGAGCCCAGCAGUCUCCCUGGUGCAUCCCAUCCCAGGCUGCUAUGCCCUCCGGCCCCGGAGAUCCACCCUGAUGGGACCAGGUGGCGUCCGCCCUGACCCCCAGGAGCUCCACUGGACUCCGCCCACGGGGGCCAGCUCUUCUGAUCCGCAGGGGAACUGGAGUUUACCGGCAGCAGACCCCGUUCACUCAGGUUUGUGCCAGGAUGCCUACAAGCCGGCUCUAUUGCCACCAGAGGAAGCUGCGCCCUCCAGUGGACGCUUUUUACAAGACACGUCUUGCCUGCUCCCCUCGCUGGGCCGUUUGCCACUUGCAUGUGCGGACCUCACAGAGCGCCAGCCCGAGGCCAGCCCCUGCCAGUCGCCUGAAAUCAGCCCUGACGCGCUGAAACCAGCGGGCAGCAAGUGAUCUGUUUUAUGAUGGAGGAGGUAUAUCCUUUUAUGGGUCUCCCAAGAGUCGGGGCUGGAAAACCACCAAAGGAAGCAGAAGAGAAAACCAGAGUCACAGAAAGUGUGAGAGGUUUCCGAGCAGGAGAGCCAGAAAGAAGACUUCAAAACAGACUUUCUUACUCUUUUCUCACGGGUCCCUUCUAUCCGUAGAGAAUGCGAGGGAUUUGAGCCCGGAAUGACAGAGAAUCAGGAACUCAAAGACAAGGCCAGUGCCAGAUAAGU